Messenger RNA from Phlebotomus papatasi, 2013 nucleotides. Its product is annotated as ankyrin repeat and MYND domain-containing protein 2. The coding region runs from base 485 to 1663 and encodes 392 amino acids. Gene Ontology annotation, molecular function: protein binding. Lineage: Eukaryota; Metazoa; Arthropoda; Insecta; Diptera; Psychodidae. The record is from RefSeq and is a predicted model, not a curated record. The transcript has 2 exons.
GUCUUUAGGGUAAUGUCAUGACUCGGGGAAAAAAGUUUUUUUGGGUAUUUACAUUAAUUGAAAUCUAUCUGUUCGUGCACGACAUCAUAAUAGAUAGAAGGAUGUAAGAUUCUUGGCUCAUUUUCUCAAGACUCCAGUUAGAUUUCAAUUAAUGUAAAUAGCCAAAAAGAAACUUUUUUCCCCGGGUCAUAUAUGACCCUAAAGACGCGAAAGAGUUAAUCCUUGCAAUUUUUGAUUUAUCCUUGGAAUUAAAAUUAAAAAUGAAAAUGGACGAUUUCAAUCAUUUUUGGAAGAAUAUAAGAUAUUUCGUAGGAAUAAUCGGACAUGUCCUGUGGACGAAUUUUUUACGUUGUUUUAUGGGCAGUAAACCAACAAAACAAGCUGUCAAAGAUCACGUUGGAAAAUACCCAAAAUAGUGUCCAGAAAAGUGAAAAUAGCCGCUAAUUGAUUGUAGAGGGACGUGCUAAGUGGUGCCAGGAGGAAAAUGAAUGACUUGGAGAAGAGUAUCUUCGACAGGAUCUCCAAGAAUGAGGUGACUGAGCUCAAAACAGCGCUGCUGGAGCUGAAGACAACCGUGGACUUUGUGGAUGAAAAUGGGAUGACUCCGCUGCAGCAUGCCUGCUACAAGGGCAACAAAGAGAUUGUGCAGAUGUUCCUGGACAGGGGAGCCGAUGUGAAUGCCAGCAAGCAUGAAUACAACUACACAGCACUGCAUUUUGCCGCUCUAUCCGGGAAUGUGGAGGUCUGCCUGCUGCUGCUGCACGCCGGAGCUGAUGCCCAGGCAACAAAUUCUGUGGGCAGGACAGCUUCCCAGAUGGCUGCAUUCGUGAGCAAUCACCGUGUUGUGGCCGUGAUUAACAACUACGUGCCAAAGGGCGAGAUUGAGUACUACACAGUUGUCCAGGGACAGCAAACCGAACCCUAUCUUCCUCCUCUGCUGCUGGAUUCCUUCCACAAAUUCGUUAUUCAGGUCAAUAUGCACCCAGUGAAGAUCGCCCUGACACUGCAGCGCCUUGGAGGCUUUGCUGAGAACCUCAAGACCAUCCGGAAGGUGUUGGAGAUGAUGUCUGAACGGGAGGUUCAGCGCAAGAAUGACAUCAACGAGGUGAUGAGCUUCAAGUUCCACUACCUGGGCUACGUGGUGAGCGAGAUCAUCAAGUGCCGGGAGUACUUCCAGGCUCGCAAGGAGGCGGGCAGUGAGAUGAAGAGUGAUUUUGUGGAGUUGUUUGCCAAGAGGGUGCUCAAGGAGGGAAAGCAGGGAGUUCUGGACUACCUGGAGUGGAUGGUUAGGGAAUGCGUGAGAGAAUUCCCAUUCCGUGAUUUCACCAUCUUCAAACAGAUUGUGAGUCAGCUGGCCAACAAGGACAACGAGGGAGCUGCCCUGGAUGUCAUCAAGUGGGCCAUCUACGGACAGAGGGGCUUUCAGGACACAGUCACAUAUUGCAGUUCUUGCGGUGAGGAGAAACCCGACAAGAAGUGUUCAAAGUGCAAAGAGGUGCAAUAUUGUGAUAGGGAAUGCCAGCGACUUCAUUGGUUCAUGCACAAGAAGACGUGCACGCGCCCCGAAGCCGCUGCCAGUAAUUCCUCGGGUGCCGGCGCAGCUAAGAAGGAUCUCGAUGUGGAGCACAUAAGUAGUGAAUUGCAGAAUUUAAUGAGCAACUAAUGAAGCCCAAAUAGAUUUUUUCUGCCCUUCCCUCGUGUGAGUAAAAUCCCCAAUUUCCGUUUUUGUGGUUCAUCUUCCCAAACGAGUUUUUUUUUUAAUAAUCGAAUCGCGAUCUUCAGAGUUUUUGAGAGACAUUUUUGCACUUGAGUGUCCUUUCUGUGUUUAAAGGAAAUUUGCUGUUGAUGUAAGUUAGACUUUGUGAAUGGCAAAAAGAGAAAGACGAUUUUGGAGAAAAAAAAUUGUAAAAUGAUUCUGUUGCGGAGAGACGCAAGAUAUAGUGGAAAAUUAAAUUUCUAUCAAUUUUAAAUGUAACAUGCCUAGAGAAAAUAAUCAUUUUGUCUCACUGGCAA